Molecule: messenger RNA, 3306 nt
Organism: Carlito syrichta (Philippine tarsier)
Lineage: Eukaryota; Metazoa; Chordata; Mammalia; Primates; Tarsiidae
Gene: ALDH3A2
Product: aldehyde dehydrogenase 3 family member A2
Exons: 11
Coding region: 79-1602 (507 amino acids)
Biological process (GO): aldehyde metabolic process
Cellular component (GO): cytoplasm
Molecular function (GO): aldehyde dehydrogenase (NAD+) activity
Source: RefSeq, a predicted model, not a curated record
CCUGCGUCCAUCCCGCCCGCCCGCCACGCCCCCGCGCCGCGGCGCUCCCGGCCUCGCCUUUCUCCUCAGGACCAGGCCAUGGAGCAGAAAGUCCAGCGGGCUCGCCGGGCGUUCCGGUCCGGCCGGUCGCGACCCCUGCGGUUCCGGCUGCAGCAGCUCGAGGCCCUGCGGAGGAUGGUGCAGGAGCGCGAGAAGGACAUCCUGGCGGCCAUCUCCGCCGACCUGUGCAAGAGUGAAUUCAAUGCAUUCAGUCAGGAAGUCAUUACUGUGCUUGGGGAAAUUGAUCUUAUGCUGGAGAGUCUUCCUGGAUGGGUUAGUGCUCAACCAGUUAAGAAGAACCUGCUCACCAUGAUGGAUGAGGCCUAUAUUCAACCAGAGCCUCUGGGAGUGGUGCUGAUCAUUGGAGCUUGGAACUACCCCUUCGUUCUCACCAUUCAGCCACUGAUAGGAGCCAUCGCUGCAGGAAAUGCUGUGAUUAUCAAGCCUUCUGAACUAAGUGAAAAUACAGCCACAAUCUUGGCUAAGCUCCUCCCUCAGUAUUUAGAUCAGGACCUCUAUAUUGUUAUUAAUGGUGGUGUUGCGGAAACCACAGAGCUUCUGAAGCAGCGAUUUGACCACAUUCUCUAUACGGGAAACACUGCAGUUGGAAAAAUCGUCAUGGAAGCUGCUGCCAAGCAUCUGACCCCUGUGACUCUUGAACUAGGUGGGAAAAGCCCAUGUUAUAUUGAUAAAGAUUGUGACCUGGACACUGUUUGCAGACGCAUAACCUGGGGAAAGUUCAUGAAUUGUGGUCAAACCUGCAUUGCUCCUGACUAUAUUCUCUGUGAACCAUCCCUCCAGCAUCAAAUUGUGCAGAAGAUUAAGGAAACGCUCCAGGAAUUUUAUGGAGAAAAUAUAAAAGAGUCUCCCGAUUAUGAAAGGAUCAUCAAUCUUCGUCAUUUUAAGAGGCUACUAGGUUUGCUUGAAGGACAAAAGAUCGCGUAUGGUGGGGAGACCGAUGAGGCCACGCGUUACAUAGCCCCAACAAUACUUACAGAUGUUGAUCCUGAAACCAAGAUAAUGCAAGAAGAAAUUUUUGGACCAGUUCUUCCAAUAGUCCCUGUGAAAAAUGUAGAUGAAGCCAUAAAUUUCAUAAAUGAACGUGAAAAACCCCUGGCUCUCUAUGUAUUUUCUCAUAACAAUAAGCUCAUCAAACAGGUGAUUGGCGAGACGUCCAGCGGUGGUGUCACAGGCAACGAUGUCAUCAUGCACUUCACCCUCAACUCUUUCCCAUUUGGAGGAGUGGGUUCCAGUGGGAUGGGGGCUUAUCAUGGAAAAUUUAGUUUUGAUACUUUUACUCAUCAGCGUCCCUGUUUGCUAAAAAGUUUAAAGAGAGAAGGUGCUAACAAACUCAGAUAUCCUCCUAACAGCCAGUCAAAGGUGGAUUGGGGAAAAUUUUUCAUCUUGAAACGCUUCAACAAAGGAAAACUCGGUCUCUUGUUGCUCACUUUCCUGGGUAUUGUGGCAGCUGUACUUGUCAAGAAAUACCAAGCUGUGCUGAGGAGAAAGGCCCUGUUGAUUUUUCUGGUAGUUCACAGACUGCGUUGGUCCAGUAAACAGUGAUGAACAGCAGAUUUCAAAACCCAGUUCUGUCUGUUAAGAGUGAGGCUGGAUACUACUGAAGAAUGAUCCUGUUCAACCUUCCAUUUGCCUCUACUGAAUUAUUCCUCUUUUAAAUGGUUAAUAAGCAAAUAACACUUAAAUCUAUCAAAAAUAGUAAGAAAAUAUACAAAUGCACUGUGAUCAAACCUAAGAGUCAUUGCCACUCACCAUUAAUAAAAUUUGCCAUUUCAGCCAAAUUGCAACCUUCCCCAAUAGUGAGAAUAUUCAGAGAACCUAUCCUAGAUGUGCUUACCCAGAUUUUAGAGCUUUGGGCUGGGAGUGGAGAAUGUAUUAAGCUAACUCCAAAAUCCUUGGGGAUGUCAGGGAGUCUCAGAACCUCAGUGACUCCUUGCUUCUGGCUACCAUCAUCUUUGUGUGAAGCUUCCAAGAGCUCUGCACUUCCCUGGGCUACUAGCAGUCUUGUAGUCCAGAGAGGUGAGGUUAAAUCUUCCCAGCUCCCUGUGAGAUUUGAGACACCAAGAAUGUGCCUGUGGGUUGGGGGGUGGGGGAGAGGUGUUGCUUCUUCUCUACUGAGACUUGAGGACUUGACCUCUGGGAGUCAGCCUUCUGGUCAAAAGUGCCAUCUGACCCAUGGUCUUCAUCCUUUCUUACUCAUUCUUCAUCAUUCUGUGUUAUAUUUGAUUGUGACAGUCUGUUGUGACUAAUAUCACUCAAAGCAUCUUGUAAAUCCUUGAGCUUCCUGCAAGAUAGUUGCCAAUUUUAUGCAAGCAUCACCUGGUCAUUUUCUGGUGUUGAAAUUAUAGAAUUCUAUACCUUAUAAAUCCUAACUGGUGUUUUUAAAAUACUAUAAUAAAAGUACUUAUAAAAAUAUUUAUCCUUUCUCAGGACUCUGAAGUUGCAAAUGAGUGGAUCUUCAAGAACAAAUCUUUGCUUCUUGUUUCUAUAGCACAAUACAAGUAAAUUUCACUUUCUUAAACUUCAGAGAGAUUCCUUUCAGAAUAAACUUAGUCUGCAGAACUUAAAGUGGGGAAACCAUUUUCUCUCACAGGAAAAGAGGUCUUAGAUGUUAGGACGUUGGGCCUGAGCGCCCAGUGGGACAGAUGGAUGGUGGAUCUUUUGGAAAACAACAGUGUAAGCCCUCACAAUUGCUCAUACUGAAGGGGGUAUAGAGGAUCUCCUGAGCAAGUGAGAAAUUAUUCUUACCAGAGCCACGCAUAGCUAAGGCCUCAGGUUCUUCAGGCGAGUGGAAAUGUGCUAAAGAGGAGGCCCAUGUGGGAUGCAGCAUGACCCUGGCCAGUGGUGCUGUGCUGUGCCUCUGAGCUCCUGGCUGCAGGGGCUCCACCUUCUGCUUCUCGAAUUUGAAAAGACUCGGCCAGCUCAAUGAGAGAAUGUAGCUCGCUUCACAGAAUGUCUAAUCAACUUUGUUGAGUAAUUUGUUCCAUUCAAGCUACCUGAAGUAUAUUAUGAAGUAUGUUAUGUCUUUAUCACUGUAUGAGGUGUCAAUAAUGAAUGACUAGUCUACUUUAGAAAAAGUUUCCUAAACUGUGGUUCUACUAUCAGAAUAAUUAAUCAUGAGAGAUCUUAGACAAAAUUUCUAUACAGAAUUUUUAUUUACUGUAUUGAUUUUUACAUUAUAAUUUCUUAACUAAAUUAUGGGCUUGUCGAAUGUAUCCUGUUUCAAAAUAAAUACAUUAUAAUUCAUAA